Messenger RNA from Symbiodinium sp. CCMP2456, 2598 nucleotides. The record is from the annotation of a GenBank genome assembly. Lineage: Eukaryota; Dinophyceae; Suessiales; Symbiodiniaceae.
AUGUUCUCCGUGAUUCGACCGGGCCUCAACUUGGACACGCGUGAAGAUGGUGGCGAAUUCUCGAAAUUCAAGGAUCACUUACACAGAACAUGCCCGACCAGCGAGCUCGCCCUGCUUGAGCAUCACAGGGCAAUUAAUGGCUCGCUAACCUCCGUGGCCAAUGGCGGAGACGACUUCAAGCUCCCGAAAGACGAAGCUGCAGAAGGCUACUGUGAGGCUGAAGAAGUUCCAGUGGGAAAGGCAGGCAAUAAGCAGCGCCGCGUUCUUCGCGAAAGCAUCCAGGGAAUCACAAAGCCAGCUAUUCGGCGCCUGGCCCGGCGUGGUGGUGUGAAGCGCAUUAGCGGACUCAUCUACGAGGAAACCCGCGGUGUCCUGAAAACCUUCCUGGAGAACGUGCUGCGCGACUCGAUUACCUACACGGAGCAUGCGCGCCGCAAAACAGUUACGGCAAUGGACAUUGUCUAUGCUCUGAAGCGCCAGGGUCGCACCAUCUACGGCUUUGGCGUGGAGAAGUUUGACAGAGACAGGAUGAUCUGGCAAGCCUCCGUGCAAAGGUCCUUUGUUUCACUGUUCUUCGUUUGCGUGAAAGCACGCACACAGAAACAUGUGAAUGCCAUGAGUCCAGCAGCAACUACAUGCUGGUAUUGGCAUCACGUAAUUACGUAUACCUCUCCAAAUCUUGCCUUUAGCGCUCGUGAGCUCACUCGACUUUCUCGCUUCCGGACAGUCCGUGUAAUGUGCGGAAUCUUGGCGCUCUUUGGAGUUCAGGAAGCAGGUCCGCUCAGAAAGCAGGUCGUUGAGGCCGCAAAGCUCCUGCGACACAGAGGACCUGACUGGAGUGGAGUCUACUGCGAGGGAUCCGCAAUCAUUGCCCACGAGCGCCUGGCCAUUGUCGAUCCUGACAGUGGAGAUCAGCCCCUGUACAACGAGGCGAAAGACAUUGUUUUGGGUGUGAACGGCGAGAUCUACAAUUACGAAGACCUGCAGAAGGGUUUGGAGGCUCGUGCUCCCGGCAAGCAUCGCUUCCUCACGAAGAGCGACUGUGAGGUCCUGCUCCACCUGUAUGCCGAGGAUGGCAUCGACUUCAUGUCGAAGAACGAGGUGUGCGGUAUGUAUGCCUUUGCGAUCUGGGACAAGAAGAAGCAAUCGUUGAUGUUGGCCACCCUGGCUUCGAUAACGCCUUCCUCGUUGAUUCGGGUGAUCCCAUUGCCUCAUGCUGGGAACAUGCACAGUAGCAAGCUUUUCGAGAUUCUGAAGAAGGAUGGACACAAUGUUCUCGGCCACAUCCCAAGUGAGGAAUUCCGCGAGAUGCGAAGGCUCACGAUAGACCUCAUUCUCCACACAGACAAGUACUGUCACAGAGAUGUAGUUGAAGACAUUCGCAUCCUGGCACGACAAGGCUACGCACCAAAGAGUGCAGAUCCUUCGUCCGAAGAAGGUGCCGCCAUCCUGCAGGUAGUCAUGCGGGCCAUGCUGUUGACCGCAGACCUCUCCAAUCAGUGCAGGUCGCUGGACACCGCCAACGCCUGGGCUGCAAUGUUGCAACAAGAGCUAGGCCUUCAAGACGAGCAAGAAAGGGAGCUGGGCCUGCAGGUUUUGCCACUGAAUCGCUGGAAGCCUGCGUUAGCCGACCUUCAGCUCCAUCUGGGUACGACUCGCACUGGGCCCCUUCUCGGAGCUUGGGUUCGGGUUUUUCCUGCGCUGGCACCAGCCACGAUGCAGCUCUCGAAAAAUGGGACCAGUUGGGCAGAAGCGUGCAUGACUCAAAACGAGGUCGAAUUUGCAUCUGCAUCAGAUGAACGAGCCAAAAAGAUAGAGGCCAUGCUCGACCCAGCGCGCCCGGCUCCUACACUUGGCGAGGCCACGAAAGGACAUGAUCGUUUCGGGUACUUGGCGGCGGCGAGGCCAUACAUCGGGAGGCAGCAGGUGCCUGCAUCGACCCUGAGCAGCUUGAACACCGCCAGUCUCAGCAGCGGCAGUGCUACUACGUCCCAGCCAGAAACUGCAGCCUCGCCGACUAACCAGCAGCCUCCUCCACUGGUUCGCGAGGUCCGCCGCUGGAAGGAGGGCAAAGGCAUGCAGACAAACAAGGAGUUCCCGUCGUCAAGCAAAGGAAGAGAACUGGUGUUGCUGUACGUGCUGUCUGACCCAAACAGCAACGGAAAGCCGCUUCCUUUCCAAUUCGUCGACCGGAACAGUGCAUCCUUGUCAGAGUCUGCUGCUGCAGAUGUGGCCGUAGCGAAAGGUGUGCGAGCUGCAUCAGAUGACGUGCAAUAUGAUCGCAAGCGUCGAAUGAGCUGCUUUGAUGGAUCACCUGGAGGACAGAUGUUCCAAACCCAGCGAUCAGCUGAUGCCGUCAGCACCAUCGUGGAGCCUGGUCGAUUUGACGAUGUUUUGUCCUCGCUUCUACACGGCAACAUAGUCAUUCCCCACACCGAUCAUGGAACAGGCAGCAGUCCGAUGAUGCCACUUCAUCCUGGCCGUGCUUCGCGAACUUCUCAAGUCGUCUCAGAAAUCUCGGCGGCAACUCGUGAUCGUGCUAUGAUGGCCGCGUCCGUAUUUGGUGUGUUGCUGAGAGGGGACCACUCCAACACCUGA